CUAACCUUGUGUGGUACACCUCGUUUGGUCAUUGUCUCCUGACAGCUCUCGUGUUCCCAGCAUUAAUCUCUUGUCUCUUGUGUCUCAGGUUGCCUCUUGCUUGGAUCCCAGUCCAAGCACUUCCUCAUUCUCUAAGAAAGACUCAAGUCAAACAUCCUGGCUCUCAUUGACCUGGAUCAUGUCCCAGACGCUCCCUCGUGCUCAGGUUCAGUCACCGUUCACUCUCAGCUUGGAUCCCGUUCUGAUGCUCCCCUAGUGUUACCAGGUCGGGCUGAAGACUCCACCAGACCACCUCCUGCAAACCACAAACCCCGAAGUUCCCUUGGUGUUACCAAGCCAGGCUAGGACCUCACUGGAUCUCCCCUGCUUCCUCCAGCUAUCCACUGAGCUUUGCUCCCACCAUCAGUGCUGCUUGGACCCCGCCUCAUUCCUACAGCUCGCCCACCAGCCACUCAGUCACCUGCCACCACCACGGAAGGUUACCCACUAAGUCCACCUCUCUGCUCCACUCCCCCCGGAGAGGUUUCCGAACUCGGCGGUAAGCUUUCCUUCACCCGCAAACUUCCCGUUGCAUUUGGCUGUGCCUAACGCUUCAUUCUCUCUGCCCGCAGAAUGAACCAGCCCCGUCUCGUGUCACCGUCUGGCGAUCUCCAUCGUGGUUCCUCCUCAGAUACUCCUUCGCACUUCCGUAUUUUUAAUAAACGCCUUAAACUGCUCUCUGCCUCCCGACUGUGUUCUGCAUGUGGGCCAAACACCUAAAAACCAUGACAAGAGCAUUGUGUAAUAGCACAACGUUUUGUUGAGUAGAUUUAUGCUCUGAGGGAACAAUAACAGGGCCCCUUCCUUUAAAUACUUAGCAUGACAUCUCUUUAUCUUCUCUAAUUACAUUUCUUAGGGCUGGAGCACAGAGAGAGAGGGAGAUCAUCGGGUUCUCUGGAGGAUUUAGAUCCUGGCACUAAGAAGUGAAACUCACAUAAUCUCUGUGACUGAGAGAAGAAAUGGAGCAGAAUCAGCUGGACCGAGAAACCUUAUCCUGUUCGAUCUGUCUGGACCUACUGAAGGAUCCGGUGACUAUUCCCUGUGGACACAGCUACUGCAUGAAGUGUAUUAAUACACACUGGGAUGGAGAGGAUCAGAAAGGAAUCCACAGCUGCCCUCAGUGCAGGGAGACCUUCAAACCGAGACCUGCUCUGAAGAAAAACACCAUGUUAGCAGCUUUAGUGGAGCAGCUGAAGAAGACUGGACUCCAAGCUGCUCCUGCUGAUCACUGCUAUGCUGGACCUGAAGAUGUGGCCUGUGAUGUCUGCACUGGAAGAAAACUGAAAGCCAUCAAGUCCUGUUUAGUCUGUCUGGCGUCUUACUGUGAGAAACACCUUCAGCCUCAUUAUGAUUCAGCUCCAUUAAAGAAACACAAGCUGGUGGAGCCCUCCAGGAACCUCCAGGAGAACAUCUGCUCUCGUCAUGAUGAGGUGAUGAAGAUCUUCUGUCGUACUGAUCAGAAGUGUAUUUGUUAUCUCUGUUUAAUGGAUGACCAUAAAGGCCAUGACACAAUCCCAGCUGCAGCAGAAAGGACAGAGAGGCAGAGAGAGCUCCAGGUGAGACGAGAAAACAUCCAGCAGAGAAUCCAGGACAGAGAGAAAGAUGUGAAGCUGCUUCAACAGGAGCUGGAGGCCAUCAACCACUCUGCUGAUAAAACAGUGGAGGACAGUGAGAAGAUCUUCACUGAGCUGAUCCGUCUCAUCCAGAAAAGAAGCACUGAUGUGAAGCAGCAGAUCAGAUCCCAGCAGGAAACUGUAGGGAGUCGAGUCAAAGAGCUUCAGGAGGAGCUGGAGCAGGAGAUCACUGAGCUGAAGAGGAAAGACGCUGAGCUGAAGCAGCUCUCAGACAUAGAGGAUCACAGCCAGUUUCUCAACAACUACCCCUCACUGUCAGCACUCAGUGAGUCUACACACUCAUCCAGCAUCAAGAUCCGUCCUCUGAGCUACUUUGAGGAUGUGACAGCAGCUGUGUCAGAGCUCAGAUAUCAACUACAGGACAUCCUGAGAGAUGCAUGGAUAAACGUCUCACUGAGACUCACUGAGGUGGAUGUUUUACUGUCAGAACCAGAACCAAAGAGCAGAGCUGGAUUCUUGAAAUAUUCACGUGAAAUCACACUGGAUCCAAACACAGCUAACAAUGAGCUGUUACUAUCAGAGGGGAACAGGAAGGUGACAAGGAUGAAUCAACCUCAGUCUUAUUCUAGACAUCCAGACAGAUUCACUGAUUAUUCUCAGGUUCUGAGUAGAGAGAGUCUGACUGGACAAUGUUACUGGGAGGUGGAGUGGAGAGAGGAUGUUUAUGUAGUAGUUGCAUACAAGAAUAUCAGCAGAGCAGGAAGGGGUGAAUGUGGAUUUGGAUUUAAUGACAAAUCUUGGGCAUUAAUUUGUUCCCAAAACAGUCAUGAAUUUGUUCACAACAGAAUCGGGACCUCCAUUUCAGGUCCAGUUUCCUCCAGAGUAGCAGUGUACCUGGAUCACAGAGCAGGUAUACUGUCCUUCUACAGCAUCUCUAAAACCAUGACUCUCCUCCACAGAGUCCAGACCACCUUUACUCAGCCGCUACAUGCUGGAAUUUGGGUUGGCCUUAGAGGUUCUGCUGAGUUCUGUAAACCCAAAUAGACAGAAUCCAUUGAAUGUUCAGUGAAUUUUGAUUCUGAUUUUUAAUUCUCCAGCAGAUUUAUUUUCUUGAUCAUUGUUUUAUGUCUAAACUGCACAGAAACCAAUAGUCAGAGAUUAUCAGAACUUGUUUUUCUUCAUAUCUGAUGUUCUGGUUUUGUUGAAUUUCUUCAUUUCUCAACAAUUUGGUCUAAAACAGCUAGUCAGCACCAGAACAUUUGCUUUUCUUUCUUCCAUGUUGCUUCCAGCAGCAAAAACUGUGAAUUCAGUAAUAAAUUGUCAAAUGUCAAUGAUUAAAAAAGUGGAACAAGUUCUUUGAUUGGGUUCUGGUUCAGAUGCAGGUAUCAAUGAAUCUAUCGAUUAUAUUUUUAUAUAAAUCAAUAGAUUUGUGGUUUUUUGUCAACGCUGAUUGAAUGUUUUCAAUUUAAAAUCUGGAUCUGUCUGUGAUAUAUUAAAUAAUUAUUUUUGUUCUUUGACAAUGUAUUUUGGGAAAAACUGGUUAGUUUUAAACUAAGAGCAACAUAUAUGCUCGUGCCUGUUAUGUUGCUAACAACAUGUUAUUUAACUUGUGGUGGGAACCUCUGACAAUGUGUUGUGGGAAAGACUGAUUCUGUAUUCUGAGUUUGCAAUAUUAUUUUGCUUCACACUGCUGAGAUGCUGGGAACGGUUUUUGUUUUGGAAACAUGUUUUGGAAACGGGACGAACAGCUCACAUGGGAGAGAGAACUGGCCACUCUCGCUCCCAUCUGAUACUUUGUUUAUGGGUAUAAAAAGGAGUGAACCGCCCUCAUUCGUUGAAGUCUGCCAUGGGUUGUGUGGACGCCCGGCCGCGUGGAUUGUGCUCUAACCGGACUGACCGACUUCCCAGUCCUAUACCAUGGUAAGAGAUGGAACAUCACGCCUGUUUGAAAGCUUGUCGGC
Molecule: messenger RNA, 3574 nt
Organism: Fundulus heteroclitus (mummichog)
Lineage: Eukaryota; Metazoa; Chordata; Actinopteri; Cyprinodontiformes; Fundulidae
Product: E3 ubiquitin/ISG15 ligase TRIM25-like
Exons: 2
Coding region: 999-2657 (552 amino acids)
Molecular function (GO): protein binding; zinc ion binding
Source: RefSeq, a predicted model, not a curated record